This is a messenger RNA of Zerene cesonia (dogface butterfly), 483 nucleotides long. RefSeq lists its product as uncharacterized. Bases 32 to 439 code for a protein of 135 amino acids. The record is from RefSeq and is a predicted model, not a curated record. NCBI's taxonomy places the organism in Eukaryota, Metazoa, Arthropoda, Insecta, Lepidoptera, Pieridae. The transcript is spliced from 4 exons.
CAGGUGGUGAUUUGCAUUCAGUGGUGACAAAAUGAGGUCAGCAAUAUUCUUCCUGCUUGUGAUGACAGCGUCGGCCUCUCCAUAUCGCGAGGAUAAAGAAACUCAGAUAGACAACUUCUUGAAGGCUGCAUCGUAUUUAAACCUGAGUUCAGAGGACAAUGAUUGGAAGAGUGGGCUCCUUCUCAACAGGAUUUGGAAUGCGUUGCAAAAGGACCUGGAUGAUCAGUACGAUCCCAGUAUCGGUGGAUUUGAUGUGUCAAAUAUUGAAAUAAAGGACCCCAACGCAAAAAGAUUUUCAAACGAUAUCAAGCAAAAAGAGAAUAACUAUAAGCUCCCGUACAUUACUCCGCAGCGGAAAUGGAAUAUUAAAAAGGGAAAAGGAAUACCAACCAUGUGUUACUUCAAGCUAUGCUCGUUCAAGACAUUAAAAUUUAAUUAAAGUCUUAGUUAGUAUAUAGUUGUCGUAAACAAUUACGUAGGCAC